UUCAUUCAACUUUGUGCCGCUCGAGCGUGCGUAUAUAGUUCCCUCUCAUCAGUUCCUUCGCGAGUACCUUACAAAAAAAAACCACACAACUGCAAUUAAAAAAAGAGAUCAGCGAUCUACCUAAUUACUUUCCAACAAAAAAUUUCCAAAAACUGUUAAUCAACUACGUGAGCCGUCGUUAAAAAAAAAAGACUCCACGAACGCGUAAUUCCAGUUUCCCCAUUGGGUGUUUGCCUUAAAGUGCGCCAUAAACUAAGGCGGCUGCUAAGUCGACGAGGAAGAGUGAAAAUAACGCCCACCAGCGACUAACUAACUGGACGACUAAAUACCUGAAAAAAGGGGAGGCGAGGUGAAAUCACAGAGUUGCGAUAGGAGCUUGGAAACAAAAAACCACAAAAAAAAUAAAAGAUAAAGCCUCCUAGAGGAAGCAACGUUGCCACAUUUCACCGACCAAUCAGUCGAGCAAUUAACCAAGGUGUUAUCUCUCAGAUAGUGAUUAGAGGCGGCGAGAGUACCGUUAAAAAAACGCACCCCCUCGCCCCAUUUUUUUGAGUGGAAAACCCCAUUCUACGGAGAUAAAGAGCAUUAUAGAGAGGGCGCUAGCAGACGGAGUGGCUGCCAUUGGAAUACCCAUUUAGAGUGAGCGGGAGAUCCCAGAAAGACCGUGUUCGGAGCGCACUGAGUAGUAACCACCACCACCGGCGGUGUAGCACUCGAAUCGACGAAACUCAACCACUCAACCAACCACCACACUCAGCCGCAGCGGAGAAGUACACAUAUCGCCUGUCAAAAUGUUUGCUGUAAUGCGAAUCGACAACGAUGACUGCCGGUCCGAUUUCCGCCGCAAGAUGCGUCCGAAGUGCGAGUUCAUUUGCAAGUACUGCCAGCGGCGAUUCACCAAGCCGUACAACCUGAUGAUCCACGAGCGCACCCACAAGUCCCCCGAGAUCACCUACUCGUGCGAGGUCUGCGGCAAGUACUUCAAGCAGCGCGACAACCUGCGCCAGCACAGAUGUAGUCAGUGUGUUUGGCGAUAAGCUAAAAUAUACCAUAUAUAAACAUAUAUAUAUAUAAAAAGUAAAAAACAAAACCACACACAGAGCAAUAUAUAAAGUAAAACCGAUAUCUAAGCACCGCAGCACCAACAACAGCACGCAAUAUCACAGCUAUAUCUUAAAAAACAAAAAAACAAUAAAAAAUCAAAUCUGAAUGGGAUCUAAGCAGCAAUGAAGCAACUGCAACUGCAACAGCAAUAUUGCAACUGCAACAACAAGCACACACACCCCGCCUACCGCCUACCGCCCACUUCUUCAUGCACCACUCUAAGCAUAAGUAAAAAAAUAAAAAUAUUUAUAGAAAAAAAAACAAAUAUACAUAUCUGCAACAAAAGCAACUCUGCAAUAUUGCUUAAACUACUAGAUGCAAUCUACAGCAACAACAAGCGAUUAUAUUGAA
Molecule: messenger RNA, 1455 nt
Organism: Drosophila bipectinata
Lineage: Eukaryota; Metazoa; Arthropoda; Insecta; Diptera; Drosophilidae
Gene: drm
Product: odd-skipped family member drumstick
Biological process (GO): embryo development; regulation of transcription by RNA polymerase II
Cellular component (GO): nucleus
Molecular function (GO): RNA polymerase II transcription regulatory region sequence-specific DNA binding; DNA-binding transcription factor activity, RNA polymerase II-specific
Source: RefSeq, a predicted model, not a curated record